AUGAAUGAUCUCGAUCCUUUGAGUUACUUCCUUGGCAUCGCUGUCACUUGCCAUGUCAGUGGCCUCUUCCUAAGUCAGAGCACUUAUGCUCGCGAUAUCCUUGCUCGAACCGGCAUGGCUUUGUGCAACCCUUCUGCUACUCCGGUUGACACCAAGCAGAAGUUUAGUUCAUCCUCUGGGACUCGUUGUGAGGAUGCCACCUUGUAUUGGAGUCUUGCUAGUGCCCUACAGUACCUCACCUUCACUCGUCCAGACAUUUCCUAUGUUCAGCAGGUUUGCUUACAAAUGCAUGCUCCCCAUACCGAGCACAUGCUUGCCCUCAAGCGUGUUCUACGCUAUGCUCGUGACACUUUGACUAAUGGUCUACAUUUGUAUCCCUCCUCCAUUGAGAAACUUGUAUCUUAUACUGAUGCUAACUGGGGGAUGUCCUGA
Molecule: messenger RNA, 432 nt
Organism: Lotus japonicus
Lineage: Eukaryota; Viridiplantae; Streptophyta; Magnoliopsida; Fabales; Fabaceae
Exons: 1
Coding region: 1-432 (143 amino acids)
Source: RefSeq, a predicted model, not a curated record